AUGGAUUUACGAAACAUUCCCUACCGUUCAGACGUGGUUAUGUGGAACCCAGAUGACUUAGCAGAAUAUUUUAGGACGUUAAAGUAUAAGGACUGUGAGAAAGUUGUGAGAAAGCACAGCAUAAAUGGACAAAGGUUUUUGAACAUGUCUGAAAAUGAUAUUCAGAAAUUUCCCAAACUCAGAGUGCCAAUUGUAAGUAAACUAAGUCAAGAAAUAAACAGAAAUGAAGGGAGGCUAUCUUUCUUUCCAAAAUGGGCCCAAACACAAAAAUGUCCUGAAAAUCCAGGAUACAGUCAAGAAGACGGUGGCUGGUCUUCAUUUGAUGAAGAUGAUGACUAUGAAAGCCCUGAUGAUGACCAGGAAAAGGAAGACGAGGCUGACUAUGAAUCACCAACAGAAGAACCUGAGGAAGCAGAACAUGACAGUGAUGGCUAUGAGCCACCUCCAUCCAAUAAUGAUGAAGCACACCACAAUGUCAUAUUUCCUGCCAAGUCACUUGCAAACAACACAGAUUAUAUAGACAGACCUCCAACAACUAGAUCAUCACAUCAGCCUCCAGUACCUCCCCAGCGACCUGGUCCAUCCCCAGUACCAGCUUCAUUUGGGGGAAGAGGUGCUUCUCUGCCAGCUUUUCCUCCUCCACCAAGCAACAAUGACUUGAGUAGAGACAGAAAUAUCAAGCCUUUGAAACCCCCAGCUCCUUCUAUAGACAGAAGCACAAAACCUCCACUGGAUCGCCUUGCUCCACCAUUUGAAAGAGAAAGCCAAGCAUCAGGGAGGAAGCCAAGCUUUCCUGAAAAGCCUCUGACUUCACAGCUAAGAUCCCUAGGGGAACAGCUAGCAAUGAUGCCAAAACCUCCUGUGCCACCAAGUGACAGAUAUGAAAGAGGCAAUCCAUCUCCUCUUAGGAAGCAAACCCCUGUAAAGCAGGGUUGGCCACCACACAGAAAAAAUGAAGAAGAAGACGACACUGCACCCCAAAGACCAGUGCCGCAGCUAUCUUUGCCCCCAUACAGCUCCAAUACAUUCCCAUCCAAAUCUGUCAAGCCUCCACCUAAGCCAGGAUCCAACAGUAUGCCUGGUGCAGAAAGGAGGGAAAGCAUAGGCACAUGGAAGUGUUUCGGUGCUGCGGGCAACAACAGCAGAUCUCCUUCAAGAGGCACAGCUGACAUAAGACCUCCAUUGCCAAUUCCUAGCAGACAGACUGUUCACCAAACGAAUGUGGAGGAAGAUGAGGACUCACUAAAUGAUGAAUGGUACGUUGCUUAUGUUAGCCGCCCAGAAGCAGAAGCAGCUCUUCGAAAAAUAAACAAGGAUGGAACAUUCUUGGUAAGAGACAGCUCAAGAAAAACUGCUACUCAUCCAUAUGUACUGAUGGUGUUGUACAGAGAUAAAGUAUACAACAUCCAGAUUCGUUACCAGGAGCAAAAUCACAUAUAUUUGUUAGGAACCGGCUUAAAAGGAAAAGAGGAUUUUUCUUCUGUAGCAGAUAUCAUUGAUUACUUCCAAAGAACACCUCUUCUUCUGAUUGAUGGAAAAGACAGAGGUUCAAGAAACCAGUGCAUGUUAAAAUACGCUGCAGGACAUAUGUAA
Molecule: messenger RNA, 1593 nt
Organism: Fulmarus glacialis (Northern fulmar)
Lineage: Eukaryota; Metazoa; Chordata; Aves; Procellariiformes; Procellariidae
Gene: LCP2
Product: lymphocyte cytosolic protein 2 (SH2 domain containing leukocyte protein of 76kDa)
Exons: 21
Coding region: 1-1593 (530 amino acids)
Biological process (GO): intracellular signal transduction; cell surface receptor protein tyrosine kinase signaling pathway
Molecular function (GO): protein binding
Source: RefSeq, a predicted model, not a curated record